UGCAGACUACGAGAUAGUUCUGUUUUUUUUUUUUUUUUUUUUUUUUUUUCAGUUUUUUAAUACACGUCAGCCGGUGUGCGGCACUUGAGCGGCCUUCCCUGUAGCCCUUCUGGUCUUGGUAACGGUGAUGCUUUCCUCCGCAUACUUGGGAGGAGUCCACCUUCUUCCUCACCCUACAAACCCUCACUCACGCCCUCCACGGAGCCUCACACCUGAUCUUCUCCACAACUUCAACACCCCUUUUGAACUCAAACAGGUCCAUGCCCACCUCGUCAAAACCAACACUUCCCUCUCAAUUCUCCCUCUCUCUCGGCUCUGCUCCGUUUGCGCUCUCACCCCUAGUUUCGCUUACGCCCAACGAAUCCUCGACCGCCUCGGAAAGCCCGACAUCGCAUUCUGGAACUCGUGCUUGAAAACCUUUGCUGAAAGCGAUUCUCCGAGUGAUGCAAUCUUGCUUUUCUAUCAAUUGCGUCAGUUCGAUGUUUUUCCCGACACCUUCACUUGUUCUUUUGUUCUUAAGGCGUGCUCCCAGUUAUCGGAUAUUUUACAUGGCAGAAUUGUUCAUGGUUAUAUGGAGAAGCUUGGGUUGCGGUCCAAUCUAUUUUUGCAAAACAUGAUUGUUCAUUUAUAUGCUCUGUGCGGAGCACUUGACGAUGCUCUGCUAAUGUUUGAGAAAAUGUUACAACGAGAUGUCGUGACGUGGAAUAUAUUGAUAAAUCAAUUGGGGAAGAGGGGAGAUAUUGAGGAGGCUUUUGAUUUCUUUUCGCGAAUGCCCGUGAGAAGUGUAAGGUCAUGGACGUCUAUGAUUGCUGGCUAUGUCCACUGCGGGAAGCCCAAGGAGGCUAUUCACAUAUUUAUGAAGAUGGAAGAGGAAGGUCUGAAGCCAAAUGAGGUGACAGUGGUGGCUAUUCUUGCAGCUUGUGCUGAUUUGGGUGCCUUGGAUUUGGGCAGAAGGGUUCAUGAUUACUCAAACAGAAGUGGGUUUAGGAAGAAUAUUCAUAUUUCUAACACUUUGAUCGAUAUGUAUGUCAAAUGUGGAUGCUUGGAGGAUGCUCGUAAAUUAUUUGACGAGAUGGAAGAACGGACAAUUGUGUCGUGGUCGGCAAUGAUUGCAGGGCUUGCAAUGCAUGGGCAAGCUGGGGAAGCUUUGAGACUCUUUUGUAAGAUGAUUCAGAUAGGCAUGAAGCCGAAUGAUGUGACCUUCAUUGGACUAUUGCAUGCUUGUAGCCACAUGGGAAUGAUAGACAAGGGGCGCGAAUUUUUUGCCAGCAUGACUAGAGAUUACGGGAUAAUUCCCAGUAUUGAGCAUUAUGGUUGUAUGGUUGAUCUAUUUAGUCGGGCAGGCCUUCUUCAAGAGGCCUACGAGUUUAUCAUGAAAAUGCCUAUAAAAUCCAAUGGGGUUGUGUGGGGAGCUUUGCUCGGUGGAUGCAGAGUCCACAAAAACAUUGAAAUGGCUGAAGAAGCAAUCCGACACCUUUCUGAACUGGAUCCACUUAAUGAUGGAUACUAUGUGGUUCUAUCAAACAUUUAUGCGGAAUCACAACGCUGGGAGGAUGCGGCAAAAGUGAGAAAGUUGAUGAGAGAGCAUGGAGUGAAGAAAACCCCUGGGUGGAGUUCAAUCACGGUAGAUGGAGUGCUUCAUGAGUUUGUUGCUGGGGACGAAUCCCAUCCUCAAGCUGAGGAGAUAUUCCAGAUGUGGGGCAAACUACUUCAAAAAAUAAAGCUAAAAGGAUAUGUACCAAAGACUUCAGUUGUACUGCUGGAGAUAGACGAGAAUGAGAAGGAGAAAUUUCUAUAUCGUCAUAGCGAGAAAUUAGCACUGGCUUUUGGGUUGAUGAAAACACCAUCCAGAAUGCCGAUUAGGAUACUGAAAAAUCUUCGUGUUUGUGAGGACUGUCAUGCUGCUUUCAAACUUAUCUCAGAGAUUGUCGAUCGAGAAAUAGUUGUGCGAGACAGAAAUCGGUUCCAUUGUUUCAAAAACGGUUCUUGUACAUGCAGGGAUUACUGGUAGUUUUUCUCCAUGUAGAUUGUUAUUAUGCAAUUUUCAUCAUUUUGAAAAGCAUUCAAUUGAAUUUCACAUCAAAGAUUUGUUCUGUC
Molecule: messenger RNA, 2097 nt
Organism: Juglans microcarpa x Juglans regia
Lineage: Eukaryota; Viridiplantae; Streptophyta; Magnoliopsida; Fagales; Juglandaceae
Product: pentatricopeptide repeat-containing protein At4g21065-like
Exons: 1
Coding region: 128-2011 (627 amino acids)
Biological process (GO): RNA modification
Molecular function (GO): protein binding; zinc ion binding; RNA binding
Source: RefSeq, a predicted model, not a curated record